Messenger RNA from Saccoglossus kowalevskii, 756 nucleotides. RefSeq lists its product as uncharacterized. NCBI's taxonomy places the organism in Eukaryota, Metazoa, Hemichordata, Enteropneusta, Harrimaniidae. The record is from RefSeq and is a predicted model, not a curated record.
GGAGAGAAGACCCUUGGAGAGACUUAUUCUAAUUCCAUCGUUUUGUCUUGUGUCCUGGUCGUUUAAGAAACUGAAGAAAGCCAGCUGCACUUCCCGUUGCUGUAGAACAACUUUAAAACAGUGAAGAUGUUUACAGUGAUACGCCGCAUGUAAUCGUCUCUGAGCUGUUCACAAGAAACGUUCCGGUUUGACUCGUUGAUACAUUGAAACAUCUUCACCAUGAUACGCUGGGUGAUGCUCGCGAUUUUCCUGUCAACUGCGCAAACUCAAAGCAUCAGUAGCCAAGGACCCAUGGACGUCACCACUGUGAUGGUCAGCUCAAAAUCUCCAUAUCCAAACCCAGUUUCCACCCAUCAUACGAGCGUCGGACCUGCCCUGACGGCUACUGGAAAGACAGCGAUGACGGGUUCAGUGGUUAAUACAGGACAGGCGUCGACGACGUCAUCUUCUCGGGGUUCAACACAGUCAGCCACGGAUGAGUAUCAAGACACAACAUCGACUCCCUUGCUGGUUGUAUUGGUCAUCACUGAAUUGAUAAUCAACGAACCAGACGACAAAUGGAUUCAAAGCGAUGGCGGCCAAGCGCUCGAUUUCACAGUACGGUGUCGAGCACAAGCUACUCGUCUCACGUCUCGGGGGAUGAUAACUGGACUAUUCAAGCGUUUGUCGCCAGUGUCGAUAACGGGAAUCCCUCAUCCCCCGUGAUUCAGGCACAGCUGAGCGAUGUUUACCUCACAGCAGAUUUGCCACCCGGCG